CUGAAAUUGUGCUGCUUGUGGUGGUACAUGCCUGAAAUAGAAAGACACUGAUGGAGAUUCCUGAUCGGACACAAGCGAUAUUAAGUGUGUCAAAAGAUGAGUUCUCAGCAAUAUCCACGGCCAGGAGUACCUCCUGGUAUGGAACAAAACCAGAUACCCGGAGGGAACUCCAAAUUGGUGCCUGGAAGUCAAUCAAACAUUGCAGGAGGGGAAGACGACAGCAGCCAUGAGACCUGUGCAAACCACGGUCCUAUGGACCAUCUCAGCAGUAAUGGCAGUGGAGCCCCUGUCUUCAGAGAUGACAAGCAUGAAACCGUGGUUGUCCGGCCUUACCCCCAAGUCCAGGUCCAAGGUCACUCCUCAACACUACCUCAGCACCUGCCCCUUCAGCAGGGCACACCUGUCCCAGUGUCAGCCCCUCCGCCCAACAUGUCCCAAGGCCUAUCACUGGCUUUUGCCGAAAGACCCCUGAAGUCAUCUCUGAAGUCACCCAUGCUCAGUCGAGUGAUCGCCCCAGCACCAGCCAAUUCCCACAUCACCCUGCCAGCCAAGUUGCCAAGCCAUGUCACUGUAUCCAUGGAGAGCACUGUGCCUCAAUCCGCUGGCAUCCCUGUAGCAACUAUUAGUGGCCAGCAGGGAAACCCCAGUAACCUGCCCCAUCAUCUCAUGGCAGCCAAUGUGCAGAUCAUCCGGAGUAACGCCCAGCCACUGCAGCUCGCUUCCCCUGGCACCCCCCAGCACACCUUCACCUCACAUCUACCCAGAGGAGCUGCAGCAGCGGCUGUGAUGUCCAGUUCAAAAGGAGCUACAGUACUAAGACCUGCCACAGGUUCUGGCAGUGCCGCUGGCCCAACUCCUAUCCAGCACCUACACCAGUCUCGCCCUAUAGUCACAACAUCCUCGACUGUGAUGCCCACAGUGGUCACAUCGGUAACCACCACCAGACCACAGUCCCCACCUGUUAUUUCCGACACGCACACAACAGAGAUUGUUCAUGGGCGUCCAGGACUUACCAUCCAACCCUCUCCAGCCUCUCUGAGCAUCCAGCGUCCUCCCCAAUCUCGGGACGGCUCCACGCGCAUCACCCCUCCCUCCCAUUCUGCCAUUGGGGUUCAGAAACCCCAGUUACCCCACGCUAUGGCACAAAAGCCAAUAUUCAGCAGUGUAACUGCCGUUGCUGCGGCAGCCGUAGCACCAUUACUGACAACCAACCCGGCUCCGUCGCUGAGCACCACAGGCUCGGGACCCCACUCUCAAAUGAACAACAGUAACGUUGUCACCAUGACCGUGUCUUCUCAUUUGUCCCACGCCACAGCAGUCACUAUGUCCAACAUCCCAGUGGCUAAAGUGGUUCCCCAGCCGAUAGCUCACACCUCUCCCAGGAUACAGCCGGAAUACCCUGGGGACAGGGGCAACCUGAUCCCUAUUUCUGGACAUCGUUCCUCCCCAAACCCCAUCACAAUGGAGGCCCGCAGUGACAGCAGGCAAUCUAUGCCAGUUCAGUUUCAGUACUUCCUGCCCACGUACCCUUCGUCAACGUACCCCCUAGCGCACACCUACACCCCUAUCACCAGCUCUGUGUCCACCAUCAGACAGUACCCAGUAACUCCACAGGCUCCUACCGGCACGCCCAUGCAGACCCAGUCCAAUGUGGGUGUGGCGUCGGCGGUGCACCUCAACCAAAUGCAGCUCAUGACUGUGGACCGCAUUGCUCAGAUCAACACGCAGAACCUCCAGCCCACAGCCAUGGCAACACAGGGCAUCCAACCUACAGCUAUCAGUGCCCAGGGCCUUCACCCCAAUGCUGGUGGUCAGAUCACCACACAAAACAUACAACAGGCACCCAUUAACCUACAGCAGCCAGCCAGUGAGAACAAGACCUCAGUUGUUUUAACAGAUGGCUCAACUCUGGUAGCCAACCCCAUUGGCCAGACUUUCUGCAGCAGUCAACCGCCUACUUCUGUGGGACAGACGCACCCCCAGAACACAGGGUCCGGUGUCUCCACACUUGUGUCCUCCCCACGGCCUAGCAUCCUACGCAAAAAGCCGGCCAGUGAAGGGUCAUCUGUGAGGAAGAACCUUAUUCCAGAGGCCACCAGCACUAGGAUAGAUGGCAGCAUCAGGCCUGCAUCAGGCUCUCCACGGCCAACGGGUGUGAAGCAUAAGCCUGAUCUCCAUGUGUCCCUGGCUCACCCCAUGACAUCUUCCCCCUUGGAGGCUCUGCCCAGCCAUCCGACCCAUGAGCAGCAGCAGCACCCCGGAGCACUAACCCAACAGCACCCCUCUCAGCCAAUCCAGACUCUGAUCUCAGUGUCCGCACCUCCACACUCGCGGCCUGGCUCUGCCCUAUCCGCCAUCACUCCACCAAUCUCCUCAUUGGCAAACAUGGUGGUCCCUCCUAUGCAGUCAGCAGCCAGUGGCACGGCAGCGUGUGGAAUAAGCUCCACCCUCCCCGAGAUUAAGAUAAAACAGGAGGUGGAGCCCAUGGAUACAUCCAAACCGGGUCCUCCCAUGCCCCAUGCCAGUGCCCCCAUGGUGUCCGGUGGGGACUUGAUCCUUGGUGCCUCCCCCAGGAAGAAGCCCCGGAAGCAGCAACACAUCAUCUCCACCGAAGAGAGCGAGAUGAUGGAGACCAACAGCACGGACGAGGAUAAGGUCCUGGCCCGACCCGUCUGCAUGAGGGCAGAGAAACACAAGUCGCUUCCCAAGGAGUACAUAGAUGAAGAGGGGGUUCGCUAUGUCCCAACCCGGGCUCGCACCCAAGUCACCCUCCUCCGUCACUACAGGAACCCCUGGAAGGCAGCCUAUCACCACUUCCAGAGAUACAGUGACAUCCGGGUCAAAGAGGAGAAGAAAGGCACCCUGCAGGAAGUAGCCAAUCAAAAAGGGGUCGUGUGUAGAGCACAGGGCUGGAAGGUGCAGCUGUGUGCAGCACAACUCAUGGAAUUGACUAAUCUGGAGCGUGACGUGUACAGCCGCCUCACUACCCUCCAAGAGGGCCUAAUCCCAAAGAAGAAGGCCGGGUCGGAUGAUGACCUGCACCGUAUCAACGAGCUCAUACAGGGUAACAUGCAGCGCUGUAAGCUAGUGAUGGACCAGAUCACUGAGGCUAGAGACACCAUGAUGAAGGUCCUGGACCACAAGGAAAAAGUCUUGAAGCUAAUCAAUAAGAACGGCGAAGCCAAGAAAGUCAACAAACUAAAGCACAAGGACAAAGCCUAAUAGAGAAAUGGUGCAACCAAACCUAGGCUAACUACUUGCACCCUCCUCUUAAAAAAAACUCCAGUUUAGACCACUCACUGAUAUGUUCACGUUUUUAAUCUCGGACCACUGGUAGAUUGUGGCUGUUCUGUGUCUGCUAUUACUCCUUAGGGGUGUGUGACCAUUGGACCACCUAGAACUGAGAACCAAGUGGUCGGCAGAAAUUGACAGAUGCAAUUCCACUAGGGAGCUUUUCAGUGGACAGGAAUGUACAAGUGUUAAGCCUGUAUCAUUAAGUUAGUACUUUCUCCGUUGUUGAUUGGAUGGUGUAGAGGGGAUGUGCCAUAGCUGUUGGAAUUGAUGAUUUGGAACAUUGUGCUAUGUGAAGCUUUGAUGUGCGUCAAUAACAUUGUCUCACAUCAGGGGGUGUCAUUACAUACACAGAACCAUUUCAAGGAGCAAUCACUUUUGAUGGCCUAACUGAAGACAAGGGCGUGUGUUGAACUAUCAUGUAAUAAUGAUAAUGAAUAAUAAAUGUGAUUCACUUAUAGUAAUAAUGGGAUCAUAUUAGAAGUAUGCUACCAUGCUUUGUCAUUGGAAAUGCUACGCAACAAUCCAAGUUAUUUGUUUCUCACAGUGUUUGACAAAUCUUAUUGUAAAUCAAGUACUGUCAUGUGCCUGUUUAAGCUUUGAAUUAGUAUUCUGGCAAACUGAAUUAAGCACAUUCCCUUUUUGACACUUCAGGAGUUCAGGGUCUAUGUAUACUCUGGUAAGUAAAGAUUAUAAACAACUCAUCUCUUCAAUACUUUUCCUCAGUAGCACGUUACUCAUUGGGUGUAAAAAGUUUAAGGUAUGCCUUCACUGCAGACUGAAACUAAAUAAAACACAGUACAAUUCA
This is a messenger RNA of Esox lucius (northern pike), 4099 nucleotides long. RefSeq names its product histone deacetylase complex subunit SAP130-like. Lineage: Eukaryota; Metazoa; Chordata; Actinopteri; Esociformes; Esocidae. Gene Ontology annotation, cellular component: Sin3-type complex. Gene Ontology annotation, biological process: negative regulation of transcription by RNA polymerase II. The record is from RefSeq and is a predicted model, not a curated record.